AUGGUUGGAAUCAACAAGUUCUCUGUCGUCCUGGUGGCCGCUCUAGCUGCUGCUGGCCAAGCUCAUGAGGGUGUUCAUGCUCAUCGUAUUGAGCCUCGUUCCUCUCACUCGGUUUCUGGGGCUUCUACCUCGACUGUCCUUGUUGUGCCCACCGCUGCAGAGCCAGCUCCAGAGACUACUACCUCUGUUGCGGUCACUUCCAAGGAGAGCUCUGCCGUGGAGUCUUCUGCUGCCUCCUCUGUCGUUUCUGGUGUGAGCCCAUCCGUGGUGCCGUCUGUCACUUCCAGUGUCAUUCGCUCCGUUGUUCCGUCUGUCGCCCCCAGCGUCUCCUCUUCAGUCGUUAUUCCUAGCGUCAGCGCCUCUCCCAUUCCCUCUAGCAAGCCUGCUGGCUCGUCUUCGCCUGUCGCUUCUUCCAGCAAGCCGGCUGUGACCCGCACCCCCAUUAGCGUUCCUCCCCAUGGACCUGGUGCUACCGGUGUCCCUAAGCCCUCGUCUGGCGACGCUGACAGCACUGUGUCUGCUUCAAUCGGUACUGGUAUCCCCGGCGAUGUGUCUCUCACCACCAGCGCCGUGACUCUGACUUACACCGUUGGUUCUGGCACCUCGACUACCGUCAUGACCACUACCAUUUACAAGACAAAGACCGUGACUGCAGAGCACACUGUCACUGCUACUGGAUCUGAUGCCCAGAUCACCCAACCCACUGAGGACACCACCCACUAUCUGACCUCUACUCUGCACUCCACCCACACCGAGACUGUCACCCUCGUUGCGGUCCCUACUGCCUCCGGUGGAGCUGACUCUGGUAACAACAAUGCCGGCUCUGGAAACAAUGAGGUUGGCUCUGGAAACGGUGCUGGCAAUGGCUCGGGUGCUUGUAAUCCCGUUACCGUCACCGCUACCGUUACUGAGACCGUGACUGCUCUCCCUACUGAAACUGGCGCUACUGGCCACGAGAACAACCAGGGAGGUAGCCAGGGCCAUGACAAUGGACAUGGAAACGGAUCCGGCAGUGGCCACGGCGAUGGUGCACAUGAGACUGUCACUAGAACUGCCGGCGCGACCACCCGCCCUCAGACUGCAUCCUAUACCCGCAUCCCUCAGACCCGCACACCUAGUGUCUCUAGCGGCUUCGCUACCCGGACACCUUCUGGCUCCGUUAGCUUCACACCGACCCCUACUCCCAGUGCCCAGCCUUCGCCCAGUAGCACCCCCAGUAUCAAGGCUCGCUUUGCCAACUGGCGGCGCCACUUCAUCUAA
This is a messenger RNA of Penicillium bovifimosum, 1260 nucleotides long. RefSeq lists its product as uncharacterized. Lineage: Eukaryota; Fungi; Ascomycota; Eurotiomycetes; Eurotiales; Aspergillaceae. The transcript is spliced from 3 exons. The record is from RefSeq and is a predicted model, not a curated record. The coding region runs from base 1 to 1260 and encodes 419 amino acids.